AUGAGAUCCUCAACCUUAUCGAUCUUGCUUUUAUGCAUUUUGGGAGCUUCCAUCGCUCAAAAUCUUAAUGACGCCAAUUAAGAUAUUCUUUAAUAAGUUAUCAAUGGUUUCUACGAAUAAAAUAAGUUAGCUGACCCCAGUACUAUCGUUCCCUGCAUUGAUUCUACUACUGCUGCCAAUAUUGUUGCUUUAGUACCUUAAGUCUUAAAGAAGGCCUCAAGCAUUCUUACUAUCGCUUAAGUCCCCGCUUUAGUCGAAAAUUUCGUCAAAACUUUGAACCCUGCUGUUGGUGAAUGCCUCAAGGAUAACAAAGAAGUUGCUGAACUCGCCACUGUCUUUGAUGUCUCUAAAAUUACCUAACAAGCUGCUAUUAACUGGGCUACUGGUCACGCUAGUACCGUUACUGGUGAAGCUUCCACCCUCAACAAGUUAUGGUCCGGUGCUUAAUAUAACUAAUUUGGUAAUAACGCCUCCAGUUUCGCUCAUACUGUUAUUGACUAAAUCUCUGGUAAAUCAGUUUCUGAAUCUAACGAUGCUAACCAAGAUAUUAUCUAACAAGUCAUUAACGGAUUCUAUGAAUAAAAUAAGUUAGCUGACCCCACCACUAUUGUUCCCUGCAUUGAUACUACUACUGCUGCCAAUAUCGUAGCUUUAGUACCUUAAGUCUUAAAGAAGGCCUCAAGCAUUCUUACUAUUGCUUAAGUCGCCACUUUAGUCGAAAAUUUCGUCAAAACUUUGAACCCUGCUGUUGGUGAAUGCCUCAAGGAUAACAAAGAAGUUGCUGAACUCGCCACUGUCUUUGAUGUCUCUAAAAUUACCUAACAAGCUGCUAUUAACUGGGCUACUGGUCACGCUAGUACCGUUACUGGUGAAGCUACCACCCUCAACAAGUUAUGGUCUAGUGCUUAAUACAACUAAUUAGGAAACAACGCUUCCAGCUUUGCUCAUACUGUUAUUAACCAAAUCUCUGGUAACUCAGUUUCUGAAUCUAACGAUGCUAACCAAGAUAUUAUCUAACAAGUCAUUAACGGAUUCUAUGAAUAAAAUAAGUUAGCUGACCCCACCACUAUUGUUCCCUGCAUUGAUACUACUACUGCUGCCAAUAUCGUAGCUUUAGUACCUUAAGUCUUAAAGAAGGCCUCAAGCAUUCUUACUAUCGCUUAAGUCGCCACUUUAGUCGAAAAUUUCGUCAAAACUUUGAACCCUGCUGUUGGUGAAUGCCUCAAGGAUAAUAAAGAAGUUGCUGAACUCGCCACUGUCUUUGAUGUCUCUAAAAUUACCUAACAAGCUGCUAUUAACUGGGCUACUGGUCACGCUAGUACCGUUACUGGUGAAGCUACCACCCUCAACAAGUUAUGGUCCAGUGCUUAAUACAACUAAUUAGGAAACAACGCUUCCAGCUUUGCUCAUACUGUCAUUAACCAAAUCUCUGGUAAUGCUAAUGACAUCAAUGCUACCAAUCAAUAAAUCUUACAAGAUUUCUACAAUGGUCUCUACUAACAAUAAGGUUUACCCAACCCUACCUUUACCGUCUGCUACCCUGAUGCUGCUGCUGCUGACUUCGUCAAUUUCGCUCCUGGCUUCUUGAAGAAGGGUUCAUCUAUUCUUACUAUUAAUGCUGCCUUCACUGAUUUACAAAAGUUCACUGAAGACUAAGCUGCUAAGUAUCCUUAAAUCGGUGAAUGCUCAAAGAACUACGCUUCUGAAUUACAAGCUUUAUCUGAUGCUUUGGGAGUUAAGAAUCCUGCUACAGUUUAAGAUACUAUCAAGAAUUACAUUACUGCUAACCUUUCUUCCACCACUAAGGCUUUCGGUGAUGCUAACAACUCCUGGAAGGGAUCUAACUACGUUUAAUCUGGUAAAUAAGUUUCUGCUUGGGUUAAGUUGGCUCUUGCUAAAAACUAAAUGACUGAAGAAGAAGUUAAUGCUACUAACUAAUAAAUCUUACAAGAUUUCUACAACGGUCUCUACUAACAAUAAGGUUUACCCAACCCUACCUUCGUUACCGUCUGCUACCCUGAUGCUGCUGCUGCUGACUUCGUCAAUUUCGCUCCUGGCUUCUUGAAGAAGGGUUCAUCUAUCCUUACUAUUAAUGCUGCCUUCACUGAUUUACAAAAGUUCACUGAAGACUAAGCUGCUAAGUAUCCUUAAAUCGGUGAAUGCUCAAAGAACUACGCUUCUGAAUUACAAGCUUUAUCUGAUGCUUUGGGUGUUAAGAAUCCUGCUACAGUUUAAGAUACUAUCAAGAAUUACAUUACUGCUAACCUUUCUUCCACCACUAAGGCUUUCGGUGAUGCUAAUAACUCCUGGAAGGGAUCUAACUACGUUUAAUCUGGUAAAUAAGUUUCUGCUUGGGUUAAGUUGGCUCUUGCUAAGAACGCUUUUAGCGAAGAUUAAUAAAUAAUGUUUUGA
This is a messenger RNA of Tetrahymena thermophila SB210, 2412 nucleotides long. RefSeq lists its product as hypothetical. The transcript has a single exon. Lineage: Eukaryota; Ciliophora; Oligohymenophorea; Hymenostomatida; Tetrahymenidae. The record is from RefSeq and is a predicted model, not a curated record.